AUGGAAAUGCUGAAUUUCACUGAUGUGACGGAAUUUAUUCUUUUGGGGUUGACCAAUCGUUGGGAGUGGCAAGUGCUCUUCUUCAUCAUGUUUCUUGUGGUCUACAUCGUCAGGGUGCUGGGCAAUAUUGGCAUGAUCGUGUUAAUUAAGGUCAGUCCGCAGCUUAGCAGCCCCAUGUACUUUUUCCUGAGCCAUCUGUCAUUUGUUGAUGUGUGGUUUUCAUCCAAUGUCACCCUGAAGAUGCUGGAAAACCUAUUAUCAGAGACAAAAGCCAUUUCUUACGCUGGCUGCUUGGUACAGUGUUUCUUCUUCAUUGCUCUUGUCCACGUGGAAAUUUUCAUUCUUGCUGUGAUGGCGUUUGACAGAAACAUGGCAAUUGGGAAGCCCCUGCUGUAUGGAAGCAAAAUGUCCAGGGCUGUCUGUAUUCGGCUGAUUUCUUUCCCUUACAUAUAUGGCUUUCUGACUAGUCUGGCAGCAACGUUAUCGACGUAUGGCUUGUACUUCUGUGGAAACAUUGAGAUCAACCACUUCUGCUGUGCUGACCCAGCGCUCAUCAAAAUGGCCUGCGCUGGGACCGCCAUUAAAGAAUACACCAUGCGCGCGUUAGCAGGCCUCAACUUCUCCUACUCCCUGACUGUAGUUAUCAUCUCUUAUCUUUUUAUUCUCAUUGCCAUUGUACGAAUGCGUUCAGCGGAAGGGAGGAGAAAAGCCUUUUCCACCUGCGGGUCCCAUCUGACAGCUGUGAGCAUAUUUUAUGGUACCCUGAUUUUCAUGUAUCUCCGACGCCCCACGGAAGAGUCUGUGGAACAGGGUAAGAUGGUGGCCGUCUUCUACACCACGGUGAUCCCCAUGUUAAACCCCAUGAUCUACAGUCUGCGGAACAAGGAUGUGAAAGAAGCCAUGCACAAACUAAUUAAUAGAGCAUAUUUGAAAAAUCAAAGUAAAAUUUGA
Chinchilla lanigera (long-tailed chinchilla) is the source of this 951-nucleotide messenger RNA. Its product is annotated as olfactory receptor 5M3-like. The record is from RefSeq and is a predicted model, not a curated record. Gene Ontology annotation, cellular component: membrane. Lineage: Eukaryota; Metazoa; Chordata; Mammalia; Rodentia; Chinchillidae. Gene Ontology annotation, molecular function: olfactory receptor activity; odorant binding; G protein-coupled receptor activity. Gene Ontology annotation, biological process: sensory perception of smell; G protein-coupled receptor signaling pathway.